Molecule: messenger RNA, 963 nt
Organism: Helicoverpa zea (corn earworm)
Lineage: Eukaryota; Metazoa; Arthropoda; Insecta; Lepidoptera; Noctuidae
Exons: 2
Coding region: 31-765 (244 amino acids)
Source: RefSeq, a predicted model, not a curated record
CUUCCAGCGCCCGCACGCGCCACCCGCGCCAUGAAGAAAGAAAAAAUGAUGGAGCGAUUCACCGAAGCCAAAAUGUACCAACUAGUCAACAUUUACAAACAAUACAACUGUCUAUGGGACAUCAGUAACGAAUUAUACAAAAACAGGACAGCUAGAGACAACGCUUAUAAAGAAAUAUUGCAAAAAUUAAAUAUUCCCGAGUUAAAAGUCCGUGAUGUUCCGCAAAAGAUAAAGAAUUUGAGGACCUCGUACUACCAGGAGAUCAGAAAGAUUGAAGCUAGUAUGAAGGAUGGCGUGGCGACUUAUACGCCGAAGGUGUCCUGGUUCCCGAUUGCUGACGAAAUUUUACGAACGAUUCCGAGUAAUCGAGAGCGUUCCGAAACUGGAUCAGAACCAGAAACAAGUAACAAACGAUUUAAAAAAUCCACAGAAACGAAACUCCCAUCGUUAGACCAAGCCCCAAAAACUGUAACACAUACUACACAACACUAUGAACUACAGACAAACAACAUGGAUGACGAAUUUGACAGCUUCGGUAAAUACAUCGCGUCAAGUUUGCGCGCCAUGACAGAAGAAAUGUCAAUUAUUGCGAAAAUGGAACUGCAGAAAACUUUGGCGGGAAUACAGUUGCAGGCUGUAAGACAGAAAUAUAAGGGUGCUCAACAAGAAUGUGCACCUUCCACGUCUGCAGAACAACUGCUCGACUCUACGGAAGAAUUUAUGCCAGUGGCUGAUUAUGCUGUCAAAGUUGAAAUGUUACAAUAAAUAGUAUUUGGACUACUUUAUUGUGACUGUCUUUAAGAAUUCGUACUUAUGGGAGAUUGUUCUAUUUAAAAGUAAAAUGUUGCAAAUUUCUAAAAGCAGGAGUGUUAUGAUUAGUGUUAAUUUCGACGUAAAUAUUGAAAUUUAUAAUAAUUAAGUGUAAGCCAUGCCAACGAUUGUUAAAUAAAUAAUUAAAAUCGA